AUGGAGAUACCUACAAGAUCCUCUCAGUUGGGCCAAAGCAAUACUGCACCCAAACAAAAAAACCAAAGCCCUCACGACGAGACUGCUCCUCCAAGAGCUUCACUCAACGACACAAGGGGAAAUAUUUAUCUUGAAGGUGGCCUGGCAGGCUGGCUUUGUGUCUUUGGCAGCUUCCUGGGCCUACUUGCCAGUCUAGGUCUGGUGAACUCCUUGGGCUCGUUUCAAGCUUAUCUGGAAACACAUCAACUACAACGAUAUGAUUCUGGAAAGAUCGGCUGGAUUUUUAGCAUAUACACAUUUCUCACGUUUUUUUGCGGCAUCAUCAUCGGGCCUAUCUUCGACGCGCGAGGACCUCGUAUAUUAGUACUUGCUGGAUCAACUCUUAUCAUGGCCACAAUGGUCACUCUCGGCUUUUGCAACGAAUACUGGCACUUUAUGCUGUCCUUCGGCUUCUGUGGAGGUUUGGGAACAUCGCUUGUCUUCACACCAGCCAUAGCAGCCAUCAGUCAUUUCUUCUUUGAGAAGCGCGGCAUCGCAACAGGGAUCGCAGCAGGAGGUGGUGCGAUAGGAGGGAUUAUAAUUCCCCUUGUACUGGAGAGCCUUAUUGCUAGGAUUGGGUUCGCUUGGGCGACUCGGGUCCUUGCUCUUAUCUGGCUGAUCUGCCUAGGUAUUGCAUGCAUCACCAUCACGUCUCGUUUACCUACAAAGCCGUUUUCUAAGGAAAACAUCGUACCCGAUCUUCGGAUUUUUACGAAUACCCCAUUCCUUCUUACUACCUUGGCGGUCUUCUUUGUGGAAUGGGGAAUUUUCAUUCCAAUUUCGUAUAUCUCAUCGUACGCCUUAGCUCAUGGGGUUCCGUCCAAGUUGUCGUACCAGCUUCUUGCCAUUAUGAAUGCAGGGUCGUUCUUUGGGCGCGUACUUCCCGGAUACUUUGCAGAUGUGAUGGGACGAUUCAACGUUUUGAUUAUCACCGUUGCCCUCUGUCUCCUUUGUAAUGUCUGUCUCUGGCUACCAGCAGGAGGAAAUGUACCAAGGCUGGUGAUUUACAGCUGUGCUUUUGGAUUCUUCAGUGGCAGCGGUAUCAGCCUCACCCCUGUGUGUAUAGGACAAUUAUGCGAGACAGAGCACUAUGGGCGGUAUUACGCGACAGCUUACACGGUCGUUAGCCUGGGAACUCUCACAGGCAUACCAAUUGCGGGAGAGAUUUUAUCCCGUUGUAACGGAGAGUAUUGGGGCCUGAUCAGCUUUACCACAUGCUGCUACGCUGCUGGACUCAUUUGUGCGAUUGCAGUAAAAGUAAUUGAAUGUGGUUGGCGCAACCCCUGGGUAUUUUACUAG
Fusarium oxysporum Fo47 is the source of this 1338-nucleotide messenger RNA. Its product is annotated as major facilitator superfamily domain-containing protein. The transcript has 2 exons. Gene Ontology annotation, molecular function: transmembrane transporter activity. Gene Ontology annotation, biological process: transmembrane transport. Lineage: Eukaryota; Fungi; Ascomycota; Sordariomycetes; Hypocreales; Nectriaceae. The record is from RefSeq and is a predicted model, not a curated record. Gene Ontology annotation, cellular component: fungal-type vacuole membrane. Bases 1 to 1338 code for a protein of 445 amino acids.